GACCCUUAUGAGUUAUUCUACCCGUCCUCAUGAAGGAACGAACAGCGACUGAAGUGUGCAGCGGUUUCAGUUUCUGUGUUUAGGGGAAACCACAGUCUGUUGCUCCACUGUCAGCUCACACCUGAUUGGCUGCUCUCUCUCCGUGCUACACUGCACUUCCUGUCAGGAAGACGAGUCACCGCCUGCCCGUCGAAAAAGAACUCAAGCUCACGUCGACAUUGAAGACAGAACCGACCCGAAGACUGAGCAGAGACGUUCUGUUAGAGGAACUGUCCGUCAGAGACGUUCUGUUAGAGGAACUGUCCGUCAGAGACGUUCUGUUAGAGGACCCAGAGAUGUUCUGUUAGAGGACCCAGAGAUGUUCUGUUAGAGGACCCAGAGAUGUUCUGUUAGAGGAACCUGCAGUCAGAGACAUUCUGUUAGAGGACCCAGAGACAUUCUGUUAGAGGACCCAGAGAUGUUCUGUUAGAGGAACCGGCAGUCAGAGACAUUCUGUUAGAGGACCCAGAGACAUUCUGUUAGAGGACCCAGAGAUGUUCUGUUAGAGGACCCAGAGAUGUUCUGUUAGAGGACCCAGCUGUCAGGAGGCCUCCAUCUGCUGCUGCUGCUGCCGGGGGAAGUGUAAGUGUGCCGGACCAUGAGUCGCAGCCCCCCUGAGGGUCCGCACAAGGCGGCCUCUUACCGCUGGAACCUCAGGAGGCCCGGGCAGCGGCCCGCCACCCCUCCAGCCCCCCAGCAGUCAUUGGACCGUUACCAGUGGAGGACAUCUGCUCACCUGGCACCAGCACAGACGGCCGCCCCCCAGGGCAAGGGUCACCGGCGCAUGCUAAGCCUCCCGAGGUUCACAACCCGCCAUGAGUCCCCCCCACGCCAGAACCAGGACCAGGGGAGGCGCAGGACCCUGCCCUACCUGAGGUCUGCAUCUGAGCCCGGUGCAGACAGAAAGUCGCAGAGACCCGUCAGCAGCUUCCUGUCGUCGGUGUCCCGCAGGAUCAGCAGAAUCCUGGGAGCUGAAGCUGGAGAGUCCGAUGUUAAAGGCCCUCCGGCUCACCGCUUCUCCUGCGGUCAGAGUCCGUACAGCGACACGGUCUCCUGGGAGAGGAAGUUCUGCAUCCUGACGGACAGCCAGCUCAUCCUGCUCCACAGAGACGACGAGGCCGGGGUUGAGGCUCAGGAGAGUCCCACCAACUCCUCGAAGGGUCGAAGUCUCCGCAGGACCGUCAGCGUUCCCUCUGAGGGACAAUUCCCAGAGUUCCCAGCAGAGGGCGCCUCUGCCAUGCUCGAAGUUUCUUCGGAGCGUUCUCCGAGGAGGAGGAGUAUCUCCGGAGUCGGGAGUUCGGAGAAGAGCGUCGCCGCCGACAGCCCCAACUCGUCGCCCUUCAAAGUGCCGGGUUUCUUCAGUAAACGUCUGAAAGGCUCCAUCAAAAGGACCAAGAGUCAGACCAAACUGGACCGGAACACCAGCUUCAGACUGCCUUCACUGCGGCAACCCGAACCAGACAGGUCCCGCGGGCUCCCCCGGCUGCAGGAGGCGGGCUCUCAGGACUCCCUGCUGAGCCCGGGCAGCGCGGUGGAGGCUCUGGAUCUCAGCAUGGAGGAGGACGUGUUCAUCAAGCCUCUGCACAGCAGCAUCCUGGGGCAGGACUUCUGCUUCGAGGUGACGUACUCUGGAGGCAGUAAGUGCUUCAGCUGCACGUCGGCUGCAGAGAGAGACAAGUGGAUGGAGAACCUGCGGAGAACCAUCCAGCCCAACAAGGAUAACUGUCGCCGGGCGGACAACCUGCUGCGUCUGUGGAUCAUCGAGGCGAAGGACCUGCCUCCGAAGAAGAAGUACUUCUGCGAGCUGUGUCUAGACGACGUGCUCUACGCCCGCACCACCAGCAAGCCGCGCGGCGACAGCCUCUUCUGGGGGGAGCACUUCGACUUCAGCGGCCUCCCCCCCCUCCACAGCGUCACCGUGCACGUGUACCGCGACCCCGACAGGAAGAAGAAGAAGGACAAGAACAACUACGUGGGGCUGGUGAACAUCCCGGUGUCCGGCGUGACGGGCCGGCAGUUCGUGGAGCGCUGGUACCCCGUCAGCACCCCCACCCCCAGCAAGGUCAAAGGGGGGGGGCCCUCCAUCCGCAUCAAGUCCCGCUUCCAGACCAUCUCCAUCCUCCCCAUGGAGCAGUACAAGGAGUUCGCCGAGUUCAUCACCAACAACUACGGCACGCUGUGCUCCGUGCUGGAGCCCGUCAUCAGCGUCCGCAACAAGGAGGAGAUGGCCGGAGCGCUGGUGCACAUCCUGCAGAGCACGGGGCGGGCCAAGGACUUCCUCACUGACCUGGUGAUGUCGGAGGUGGACCGCUGUGCAGAUGUUCUGAUCUUCAGGGAGAACACGCUCGCCACCAAAUCCAUCGAAGAGUUCCUGAAGCUGGCCGGACAGAAGUACCUGCACGACGCCCUCGGGGAGUUCAUCAGGGCUCUGUACGAGUCGGACGAGGUGUGUGAGGUGGACCCGUGUCGCUGCAGCAGCUCGGAGCUCUCUGAACAUCAGAGCAACCUGAAGAUGUGCUGCGAGCUCGCCUUCUGCAAGAUCAUCAACUCUUACUGUGUGUUUCCCCGCGAGCUGAAGGAGGUGUUUGCGUCGUGGCGGCAGCAAUGUGAGGCGCGCGGUCACCAGCCGGACAUCAGCAAGCGACUUAUCAGCGCCUCGCUCUUCCUGCGCUUCCUGUGUCCCGCCAUCAUGUCGCCCUCGCUCUUCGGCCUGAUGCAGGAGUACCCCGACGACCGCACAUCGCGCACCCUCACCCUCAUCGCCAAGGUCAUCCAGAACCUCGCCAACUUCACCAAGUUUGGAAACAAGGAGGAGUACAUGGCCUUCAUGAAUGACUUCCUGGAGCACGAGUGGGCGGGGAUGAUGCGUUUCCUGUCGGAGAUCUCCAACCCCGAGACGCUGUCCAACACGCCGGGCUUCGAGGGUUACAUCGACCUCGGCCGCGAGCUGUCCGUCCUUCACGGCCUGCUGUGGGAGGUGGUCUCUCAGCUGGACAAGGGUGAAAAUUCCUUCCUGCAGGCCACCGUAGCGAAGCUAGGCCCGCUUCCGAGGAUUCUGGGAGAUAUCUCGCGCUGCCUGGCCGCCCCGCCGCAGCAGCAGCUCCGACGCUUCCAGGACCAGAACUCGGGGAACCUCAGCGGCAGCCUCUCCUCAGGCCUGCAGCGCAUCUUUGAGGACCCCAAUGACAGCCGCAGCGACGCCCGCAGCCUGCAGCUUCCUGUCGCUGAUCUGAUGGAGGGUUACGGUCGGGCCCCCCCCCUGCAGCGCCCCUCCGCCCACAGCAGCUUCUCGGACCCGGAGGACCGGGAGCAGCUGCUGCCCCCCGGACGCAGCGUCUCCCUGGUGGACCUGCAGGACGUGCAGAGCCAGGAGCCCCCGACCCGCCUCAGCAGGGUGGGCUCGCAGGCCUCCAUUGGACACCCCCCCCUCCCUUACCCCCAUUGCAACCCCCCGAGCAAAGCCCCGCCCAGAGACGCUCAGCCGCAGAGCGCGCCGCAGGCCCGGCGGCCGCUGCACCCAUCAGUCAGCCAGCAGCGCAGCCUGCAGCCGCUGUCCUUCCAGAACCCCGUCUACCACCUCAGUAACCCGGGCAACCAGGGUAAACCCAGUAACCAGGGCAACCUGAGUAGCCCCGCCCACAGUCUUUGUGACCCUGCCAACAACACGAGUAGCCCCACCCACAAUAUGAGUAACCCCAGUAACCCAACCCACAUAAUGGGUAACCCCAGUAACCCCACCCACAGCAUGAUUAGUCCCGCCCACAUUCUUUGUAACCCCGCCCACAGCCUGUCGACCCGCUCCGCCCACUCUCAGCGCCAGGACUCCAGCUCGGAGAACCUGAGCACCGAGAGUUCCCACAACAGCCGCACCUCGGACGACCUCGGCAGCCAGGCGGGGGUCAAAGGUCGCGCCCCGUCCAGCAGCAGCCUGGACGAGUCGGGGGGGCGGCGCAGCGUUCAGAGCGAGGGAGGGGGCUCCACACCGCGAAGACACGCCCCACCGCCCGACCUCCCCACGGCGGUCGCCAUCCCCCGUCAGAGCACCACGGCCGGCACCGCCCACAUCGUAAAGGUGGAACAGCAGAGCAAAGGAGGGGGCGGGGCCAGGACGCCGCGCUCCGUCCCCCACAGCCAAUCACUACGCAGCAGCAGCAGCGCCAACACAGAGCCCACCCCCACGACAGGACACGCCCCCUCGACGGGGCACGCCCCCCGGCAACAGGAGAGCAUGGCUCCGCCCCCGAGGAGCGUCACCAAGCAGCCGCCGCAGGUACUGCAGGAUCAGCAGGUAACACCAGACAGAACCUCACUGCUCUUAUAUCAAAUACCAGUAAUCAACGAUCUGAAUGUUCAGGCUUCUCCGGUGGAGGUGAUGUCUCCGGUGGAGAGGACGGCAGCCUGGGUGCUGAACAACGGGCAAUAUGACGAGGAGGAGGCGGAAGAGGAGGGGGCGGAGAGGAGCAGGGAGGAGGGCAGGAACACUGAGAAGUAUGAGCAGGAGAUCUCGCGGCUGAAGGAGCGGCUGAGGGGGUCGGGGCGCCGCCUGGAGGAAUAUGAGCGGCGGCUGAUGGCUCAGGAGCAGCAGAUGCAGAAGCUCCUGCAGGAGUACAAGCAGCGACUGGAGGACAGCGAGGAGAAGCUGAAGAGGCAGCAGGAGGAGAAGGACAGCCAGAUGAAGAGCAUCAUCUGCAGACUGAUGGCGGUGGAGGAGGAGUUAAAGAGGGACCAUGCAGAGAUGCAGGCGGUGAUCGAAGCAAAACAGAAGAUCAUCGACGCUCAGGAGCGGCGGAUCGGCUCCCUGGACGCGGCGAACUCCCGGCUGAUGGCGGCGCUGACGCAGGUGAAGGAGCGCUACAACACACCUAGCAUCCGCAACGGCCUGUCGCCUAGCAACCCCACCAAGCUGUCAAUCACCGAGACCGGGGAGUUCAAGAACAGCAGCUGCUGAUUGGCUCCCGAGAGGGCGGGUGGCAAGAGGCGGGGCUUAGACUCUGGGCACCAAGCAGAGAUGGAAUCUAUAAAUAUGUGUGUAAAUACUGAAGGCUGUGUGUGUGUGUGUGUGUGUGUGUGUGUGUGUGUGUGUGUGUGUGUGUGUGUGUGUGUGUGUGUGUGUGUGUGUGUGUGUGUGUGUGUGUGUGUGUGUGUGUCUCACAGAAGCACAGAGAGGAAGAAACAAACCAAAAACUAUAAACGCACUCCAGUUUUAUAACUGACUUUUUAAAAUCUGUUUUUAUUUGAAUUUUCUGGUUUUUGUUUUUGAAGCUGAAUUUUUUUGAGUGGAGUUCUCUUUCUUUUCUUUUUUUAUCCCUGAGGAGUUUUUGGUUUCUAAUUUAUUCCUCCACUGGUCUCCUCGUUGCUACUGAACCGACUCCUGUAGGAUCACACCCUGCCUGCUGUCACUCCUUCACAAUAAAAGCUGCCUGAGUGUGA
Messenger RNA from Eleginops maclovinus (Patagonian blennie), 5469 nucleotides. It is a transcript of the gene rasal2, whose product is annotated as RAS protein activator like 2. The transcript is spliced from 17 exons. The record is from RefSeq and is a predicted model, not a curated record. Gene Ontology annotation, biological process: regulation of GTPase activity. Lineage: Eukaryota; Metazoa; Chordata; Actinopteri; Perciformes; Eleginopidae. The coding region runs from base 638 to 4987 and encodes 1449 amino acids.